CGCGCUGGCCUUUCCCAGGGCGGCGCAGACCGCCUCUGGAUUUAAAGGGUCCGCUCCUUGCCGAAGUUGGUUGGGAAGCAAAAGGUGGUUUGUUGGUGCGCGGCGACUUGCCAUGGGACCUGUGCGGUUGGGGAUAUUCCUUUUCAUUUUGACAGCGUACGGUGCUGGGGCUGGGACACCAAAAGAGGAGGACGAGGACACAGAACGAUUGCCUAGCAAAUGCGAAGUGUGUAAGCUGCUGAGCAGGGAGCUGCAGGAGGAGCUGAGUCGCACAGGCCGUUCUCGAGAGGUGCUAGAGCUGGGGCAGGUGCUAGACACAGGCAAGAGGAAGAAACAUGUGCCUUAUAGUGUUUCAGAGACAAGGCUAGAAGAGGCCUUGGAGAAUUUAUGUGAGCGGAUCCUGGAUUAUAGUGUUCAUGCUGAACGCAAGGGAUCACUGAGAUAUGCCAAGGGUCAGAGUCAGACCAUGGCAACCCUGAAGGGCCUAGUGCAAAAGGGAGUGAAAGUGGAUCUGGGGAUUCCUUUGGAGCUGUGGGAUGAGCCUAGCGUGGAGGUCACAUUCCUCAAGAAGCAGUGUGAAACCAUGCUGGAAGAAUUUGAAGAUGUUGUGGGAGACUGGUACUUCCACCAUCAAGAACAGCCCCUACAGCAUUUUCUCUGUGAAGGCCAUGUGCUCCCAGCUGCUGAAACCACAUGUCUACAGGAAACUUGGACUGGAAAAGAGAAGACUACAGAUGGACAAGAAAAUGCAGAAGAGGAAGAGGAGGAGGAGGAGGAAGAGGAAGAAGAAAUGACCAAGACACCGGGCCAUCCCAAGCAUGACCCAGAGGAUCUCUGACCCUUGCCUUUUUGCCCCUGGAAGAGGGGUCAUGGAGAACACUCAGAAGUCUGACCUCUCCGGGUCCCAUGGCUUUAUGGGUGGUUGUGUGAAGGCCCCCACACCCUCAGGCUGGUGAUUAUUCUGUCCCACCUGAUCUCGGGCAGGGUCUUGCGGGUUCAGGACUGUGGGAAGGUGGGAGCACUAGGUAGUCCACGGCUUGCCUUCAUAGAUUAGCCCUCCGCCUGCCAUCCUGCCCCAUGAAUUGACAGGCGUGUGAGGUGACAAGUCUUGAAGCUGUACCCAGUACAUAAGACAGCUCUUCACCCCUAUCCAGAGCUCACCGUGGCAAGGGACGGAAAGGCCCCUUAAGGGAUCUGGUUUUCGACCCUGGUAAGAAAGAAGUCAGAACAUUCUCUAUGACCUACAUACACAAUGCCUGCGUCUAAGGCCUCAUAAACCAGCUAGACUGGACCCAGGGUGAAGCGAUGCUGCCAGGUCGGGUGGGACACAUACCUGUCUACUUCAUAUUCACAAAAGUGCCAUGUUUUCUAGCGCGCUAUUAAACUUAAUAAAAAAAAUCAGCUGGGCCGUGCA
This is a messenger RNA of Dipodomys spectabilis (banner-tailed kangaroo rat), 1414 nucleotides long. RefSeq names its product canopy FGF signaling regulator 4 (gene Cnpy4). Gene Ontology annotation, molecular function: signaling receptor binding. The transcript has 6 exons. The record is from RefSeq and is a predicted model, not a curated record. Gene Ontology annotation, cellular component: endomembrane system. Bases 113 to 838 code for a protein of 241 amino acids. Lineage: Eukaryota; Metazoa; Chordata; Mammalia; Rodentia; Heteromyidae.